This is a messenger RNA of Pocillopora damicornis (cauliflower coral), 780 nucleotides long. RefSeq names its product adhesion G protein-coupled receptor D1-like. Gene Ontology annotation, biological process: G protein-coupled receptor signaling pathway; cell surface receptor signaling pathway. Gene Ontology annotation, cellular component: plasma membrane. The record is from RefSeq and is a predicted model, not a curated record. Gene Ontology annotation, molecular function: G protein-coupled receptor activity. NCBI's taxonomy places the organism in Eukaryota, Metazoa, Cnidaria, Anthozoa, Scleractinia, Pocilloporidae.
AUGGAUUCUGUAACACCCUUGUUGGCUAUACAAAAAGCCUACCACAAAAAUGCUAGUGACUUUUAUCUUGGGAAACAAGAACUGCAGGCGAGCCUGAAAGUUUCCUCUAAAAUCUUUACUAACAACGUAUCAGUAGUUGUCGGGAUCGUGUACAAGGAUCUCCAUGAAGUAUUGUUUACAGAUCAACCCUUCAGAACUGUAACGGGCACCACAAGAGGGUAUUUGGACUCCUGGAUAACUGCCGUGGCUUUACAUCCAAAACCAGAAAAAUUACAAGAGAAUGUCAUCUUAAGGUUCAGAAAUCUGAAGAUUCGUGAAGGAGAGAAGAAAUGCAUGUUUUGGAGUGACUUAAGUGAAAGUUCAGGCGGAUUUUCAAAGACUGGAUGUUACUUAGUUACUUCGAAAAGUAACUCAGAAGAAACAGUUUGCAGCUGCAAUCAUUUGACUCAUUUUGCUGUCUUACUUGACUACAACGGUAGCCCAGGGCUCACAGAGGAAGACGAAACUAUUUUGGAAAUUAUCACCUACGUGGGACUGAGUCUUUCCAUCUUCGCGAUUCUUUUGACAAUUAUUCUAUAUUCCUACCUCACAGACGUAUGGCAACCUUUGACUCAAAUACGACCGAGUCUUUCUGUGUCCCUUGGAGCUGGACAAAUAAUCUUUCUCACCGGCAUAAACGCCACGGAAAAUACGGCUCUCUGCAACUCGUCUGUUGAAAGCCCUAAAGCCUUUAGGGUCAUGCAAAGACCUAGUUCUUUGAGCGUAUGGCUACAGUACUAA